AUGAAGCGACGGCAACCACCACAACCAUAUCCUCAGCUUGUUGCGACGGACGAAAUUUUGAGCUUGACUAAGCAUCAUAUUGAGACACUGCGGAAGGCUCGCAAUGAUAUCGUGAGAGACGUGACGCCUCAAAAUGCGACCUUCGAGAAUGUGGUUCGCCCACUCAUCAACGCACAGCAUACCAUUGAGGAUUCUUCAGGAAUGAUUACAGUGCUUCGAUAUGCUUCACCUGAUACAGCUACGAGGAAAGCCGCAGAGGUGGCUCGUGAUUUAUGGAAUGAGGCAUUCAGUGAGUUUAGCGAUCGACAAGACAUCUAUAUCUUGAUACAGGCCGUAAAGUAUCGCGCCGAGCCACUGGAUCCAGAAUCUACAAGAUAUCCAGAAGAGCUGUUGGCGGACUUUGUGCGUUGCGGUCAUGGAGUCCCGACUCGUGAGGGCAUCUCUGAGUAUGUUAAAAGGCGAGCGGCUAUCGAUGAACUGCGUGGUGAAUUUACGAAGAACGAUCCCCUUCGAUUGCGCGCUGCAGGGAAGACUCAGGUGGACAACAACAUUACCGAUAGUGGGACCUGCUUCGUUUCCCUGAACAAACACGAUAUCAACACGGUGGUGCACUGUGCAAAGAGCGCUGAUAUCAGGAGGCGUGCAUACAUCGCGAACAGCUCGAAGCUUCCUGUGAAUCUACCAAUAUUCAAGGAAGUGAUCUCACUCCGGGAUAAGAGCGCUCGUCAGCUGGGAUACACAAGACAUGCAGCCUACCGUCUUGAGAAGAGGCUUGCGAAGAACACCGACUGGGUGUACCACUUUAUGGAUGAUCUUGAAGAGACUCUCUUACCACAAGGAGCCAAGGAAAUAGCCGAAUUGAUGGCAUUGAGAGCGACACAUACCUCCCAAGCCAAGCAUGAAAAUGGCAAUGCUCAUGCGCUUUCGGCUUGGGACUAUCCUUACUUUAAAUGUCUCUCGCUCGAAGCUGUAUCUGUUGACCAAGAUAAGAUUGCGGAAUACUUUCCGAUCGAGAGUACAAUACUGCGUAUGCUUGAUCUGUUCUCGCAUUGCCUCCAAAUGAGAUUCAUCAAGGUCGCCUCACCUCCAGUCUGGACUACGAAAGUAGAGAACAAGAAUUUAUCGGUGACUGAUAUCUGGAUCUUGAGUUCCGAGAGAACAAGCAUCGUGGCUGUCAGAACGCCAAUCUUCAGCCGUAACGGGAAGCGCAAGUAUCCAUCGACUGUGCUCAUGUGCAACUUCGCGACCCACACGCCCGCAGGUUCUAGCUCUUGUACCGUGCUGAAGCAUUUUCGGGUCGUCUCCUUGUUUCAUGAGCUUGGACAUGGUAUACAUGAUCUUGUUUCACGUACUCAAUACUCUCCCUUUCACGGUUGGUGCUCGCCACCUGACUACGCAGAGGCUCUGGGUAUCAUGCUCGAAAACUGGUGCUGGUUACCCGAGGAGCUGAAACAGUUGAGCUGCCACUACACCACUCUGUGCCCCGGACUACUGCAAGAAUGGCAACUACAACAUCCAAACGAGCCGACCCCGCCAAUGUCUAUCCCUGACAGUCUGGUUGACCCUCUGAUCCAGCAUCGACACGCAUUUCGUGCUCUGUGCAUGCUCGGCCAACUUGCAGAUGCACGCCUCGAUAUGGCCGUCCAUGACCCUCCGUCUCAAGCAGCCUGCGCAGUCCUAGAUCCCACAACCCUAUACACAUCCUUGCACGAGCAACUCACCUUCGAGUCCACUUCUCCCGGCGAACGUGGUCAUCCACACGCAGACUUUACACAUCUUCUCUCCGGCUACGACGCAGGAUGCUGCAGCUACCUGAGCGCACAAGUGUUCGCGGCAGAUCUGUUCGCAGAGUUCAAAGAUGAUCCGAGGACCCAAGAGACCUGGGAGAGAUAUCGGACUACAGUACUGGAACGAGGUGCUAGUAUGGAUGAGUUGCAGAAUCUGUGUGAUUUCUUGGGGAGACCGCCGGAUGCCAAGGCACUUUUGUUGUCAUCCUAG
Aureobasidium subglaciale EXF-2481 is the source of this 1998-nucleotide messenger RNA. RefSeq lists its product as uncharacterized. The coding region runs from base 1 to 1998 and encodes 665 amino acids. Gene Ontology annotation, cellular component: mitochondrial intermembrane space. Lineage: Eukaryota; Fungi; Ascomycota; Dothideomycetes; Dothideales; Saccotheciaceae. Gene Ontology annotation, biological process: proteolysis; peptide metabolic process. Gene Ontology annotation, molecular function: metalloendopeptidase activity. The record is from RefSeq and is a predicted model, not a curated record. The transcript is spliced from 6 exons.